CUGAGGAUCGAAACUCUGCAGACUUCAAUUUUGUAAAUGAGCAAAACAACGAGGCUGAGGCACUGAGGGGUCAAAUCAGACAGAUCCAAAAUGAGAAGGAGCAGCUUCAGCUCCAAGGUCGGCAGUGGGAACGACAUCAUCUUUCUUUGAAGAGAGAUGUUGACGAGCAGCAAAAAGAAAGUGAAUCUCAAUUGGAGAUUCAUGAAAACCAAGCCGAAGCCACGAGCAAAGUCCUGGAUGAGAUUAAAUCAGCAAUAAACAAAAUCUCUAAAAUGGUAUGUGACCGCUCAGUUUUUGAGCAUAAACUGGGCUCCUCUGUGGGCAUGACUGAAAACAACAUGAUGUCAAACCUGGGUCUUGUGGAGCAGAAGACAACUGAGCUGCUCACUGUACACACUUUCCUCAAAACUAAAGAAAAGGACUACARUUCAACAGAUCUGGCCAUGUGCCUUUUGGGUCAGAAUCAAGACCGACUUCAGCAAAGUCUUAAUAUUCAACUGGCUGUCAACAGCAAGGCAGAGGAGUCUUCUCUCACUGAUGAAGAAGAACGGCCCCUGUCACGAGAUGAACUUCUCAGGAAAAUAACUAAGAAGUCUGCRAACAGAAAGUUUGGCCCCACAGGGAGCAACAAAAAACUCAAAGACCAGCUGGCAUCUCGGUAGUAACCAGCACACUCUGGAGGAUGAAAUGAUGUGACAUCAUCAGUGCUCUUAUUAAAAAUUACUAUUUUGUACCAUAGUUCAACCAUCAUAAACCUAUGAUGGCUCCAUUUAUUGUUGUUUAGGUUGCAGCUUGCACAUGUAAACGUGGAGCUGAAUUAUUUUGCAUGUAUGUCAUCUAAAACACAGGCCUGCCUUGCUAUAUAAUAAAUUAAAAUGAUUUGUUUAAUUGGAACUAACCAGGUUUGCAGGCAUAAAGACUCUGGUAACCAGUUGUCCUUUUCAUCCCUGUCUUGCCAUCUGGCUUUCACUAAUUCUAGUCCCAGUACCGUCCCUCCUCAUUGGCAGUGCUUCUGCUCAAACAAAAAGUUGGGAGGCAACAGGGCCUUUUGUAAUUGACAUGCCAAGACAUAAACAAAGCUUAACUUUAGAAAAGCUUAACUUUUCACGUUCAUUUUGAGUAGUUUCUGUUGUCGGGAAUAACCAUGGUUGUCUUGAAAUAUGUUUACUAAUCCAACUCGUUUAUUCGGAUUGUUAAAGUUUCCCUCCAAUUCUUUUUCUUACGAUUCUGCUGCUAACCUGUAAAGUGGAAAAUUAUCUGAACCCAAACAGAGCAGAUUUCAGGUAAUYAGCCAAAUUAAAAUGAGCCUGUAGAAAGUGUCUAAAUUUUGUAUUACUGCAUGGACUUGUUUUUUCUUCUU
Messenger RNA from Austrofundulus limnaeus, 1360 nucleotides. RefSeq names its product outer dynein arm docking complex subunit 1. Gene Ontology annotation, cellular component: axoneme. Gene Ontology annotation, biological process: cilium movement; outer dynein arm assembly. The record is from RefSeq and is a predicted model, not a curated record. Lineage: Eukaryota; Metazoa; Chordata; Actinopteri; Cyprinodontiformes; Rivulidae.